AUGCCUCGCGACCCCCUGAUCGGCCUUGUCGGAAAGCCGUCCGCGGGCAAGUCGACGACGCUGAACAGCUUGACCGACGCCACGUCCAAACUUACACUGCCCGCGGCUCCCUCCAGAUUCACGACAAUAGACCCCCAACGAGCGAUCGGCUACCUCCAGAUCCAGUGCGCCUGCGAGCGAUUCGGCGUACAGGACAAGUGCAAGCCCAACUACGGCGCCUGCGACGCGGGGCGGCGGUCGGUGCCGAUCGAGCUGCUCGACGUGGCGGGUCUGGUGCCGGGGGCGCACGAGGGGAAAGGGCUGGGCAACAAGUUCCUCGACGACCUGCGGCACGCGGACGCGCUGGUGCACGUGGUGGACGCCUCGGGGCGGACCAACGCCGAGGGCGAGAACACGCGCGGCUACGACCCCUCGCAGGACAUCGCCUGGCUGCGGUCCGAGAUCGUAGCCUGGAUCAAGGGCAACCUGUGGCAGAAGUGGGGGUCCGUGAGGCGCCGCCACGUCGCCGUCAAGGCCACCGCCGUCGAGACCCUGCAGGGCCAGUUCUCGGGCUACGGCAGCACGUCGCAGGUUGUGGCGCGCACGCUCGACCGUUUGAACCUCAAAGAGCCGCUCGAGGCCUGGUCCGAGGCCACCGUCGACCGCGUCGUCGGCGCCUUCACCGACGAGAAGUUCCCCACCGUCAUCGCCCUCAACAAGAUCGACGACGCCGACGCCUACACGAACCUCAUGAAGAUCACCAAGAUGCAGGACCCGAACAUGGUGGUGGCCUGUUCGGCGAAGGCCGAGCUGUUCCUGCGCAAGAUGGCCAAGCAGGGCUACAUACGGUACACCGAGGGCACCGAGUUCGUCGACACGAGGGAGGACCUCAUCGCCGACGGCGACCCGGACGGCGGCGGCCUGAAGGAGCUGGACGAGAAGAACAAGAACCAGAUCGAGGAGUACCGGGACAUGAUCCUAUUCCGGUACGGGUCCACGGGCAUCGUCCAGGUACUGUCCAAGGCGGCCGAGAUACUGGGCCUGGUGCCCGUGUUCCCCGUGCGCAACGUGUCGAGCUUCAGCUCGGGGUCGGAUACCAAGGUCGCCUUUAGAGACUGCGUGCUGGUCAAGAAGAACAUGAACGUCGGCGAGGUGGCGCGCAAGGUCAUGGGCGACGCCCCUAUUGCCUACGUGGAAGGGGUUGGCGGCGUCCGGGUGUCGGAGGACGCCAUCGUCGCCGUGGGCAAGAACGAUGUCUUGUCGUUCAAAGUCGGGCGCGCAUAA
Messenger RNA from Anthostomella pinea, 1263 nucleotides. Lineage: Eukaryota; Fungi; Ascomycota; Sordariomycetes; Xylariales; Xylariaceae. The record is from the annotation of a GenBank genome assembly.